This is a messenger RNA of Cokeromyces recurvatus, 2151 nucleotides long. RefSeq names its product glycogen synthase. Bases 1 to 2151 code for a protein of 716 amino acids. Gene Ontology annotation, cellular component: cytoplasm. The record is from RefSeq and is a predicted model, not a curated record. The transcript is spliced from 6 exons. NCBI's taxonomy places the organism in Eukaryota, Fungi, Mucoromycota, Mucoromycetes, Mucorales, Mucoraceae. Gene Ontology annotation, molecular function: alpha-1,4-glucan glucosyltransferase (UDP-glucose donor) activity. Gene Ontology annotation, biological process: glycogen biosynthetic process.
AUGACAGGAUAUAAUAAAGACGUAUAUAAUUCGCUAUUAUUUGAAAUUGCUUGGGAAGUAGCUAACAAAGUUGGCGGUAUUUAUACAGUCAUUAAAACUAAAGUACCUGUUACUGUACGCGAAUUUGGAGAUAGAUAUUGUUUGAUUGGACCUUUGUCAUACAAUACUGCUCCUAUGGAGGUAGAAGCUCUCGAGCCACCUUCUGGGAUUAUGCGGGAAACCUUGGAAUCUAUGUCAUCUCAUGGUAUACGCUUCCUUUUCGGAAGAUGGCUAGUGGAGGGUGCUCCUUAUGUAUUACUUUUUGAUACUGGAAGUAUGAGCCAUAAAUUAGACGAGUGGAAGGGUGAUCUUUGGCGCAUUGCCGGUAUUCCUAGUCCUCCUCAUGAUCAAGAAACAAAUGAAGCUGUCUUGUUUGGUUAUAUUGUUUCUUGGUUCUUUGAUGAAAUUUCUAAAAAGUACAAUAAUCAAUUAAAUGAAAAAGUAUCUAGUCCUGCUAUUAUUGCUCACUUCCAUGAAUGGCUAGCUGGUGUUGCUAUUCCAUUGAUCAAGAAGCGUAAGAUAGAUGUUACUACUAUCUUUACAACGCACGCUACUUUACUAGGUCGCUAUCUAUGUGCAGGCUCGGUCGAUUUUUAUAAUAAUUUAAGUCAUUUUGAUGUUGAUCAAGAGGCCGGUAAACGAGGCAUUUAUCAUCGUUACUGUAUUGAAAGAGGUGCAGCCCAUUGUGCUGAUGUAUUCACUACUGUAUCACAUAUUACUGCUUAUGAAAGUGAACAUCUUCUUAAGCGUAAACCAGAUGGUGUACUACCUAAUGGCUUAAACGUUGUUAAAUUUCAGGCUGUGCAUGAGUUUCAGAACAAACAUUCUCUAAAUAAAGAAAAAAUCCAUGACUUUGUUCGAGGACAUUUCUAUGGUCAUUAUAAUUUUGAUUUGAGCAAUACAGUUUACUUUUUCAUCGCAGGUCGUUAUGAAUAUCGUAAUAAAGGUGUAGACAUGUUUGUAGAAUCUCUAAGUCGUUUAAACGAUCGCUUAAAAGCGGCCAAGUCAAAUACUACUGUUGUUGCUUUUAUCAUUAUGCCUUCUGCUACACGGUCUUUUAAUGUAGAAGCACUCAAGGGGCAAGCAGUGACAAAACAACUCAGAGAAACUGUAGAUGAAAUUCAAAGUCGUAUCGGCAAACGAAUUUAUGAAAGCGCUCUUCGAGGAGAAGAAUUAGAUCCAAAGGAGUUCUUACAUGGUGAAGAUAAAGUUCUUUUGAAACGACGUAUAUUCGCUUUAAAGAACAGUACUUUACCCUCUAUUGUGACACAUAAUAUGGCAGACGAUGGCAAGGAUCCAAUCCUUAAUCAACUAAGACGUCUACAACUUUAUAACAAGGUAGAUGAUCGGGUGAAAGUUAUUUUUCAUCCAGAGUUUCUGAAUGCCAAUAAUCCAUUGUUAGGUCUUGAUUAUGAAGAUUUUGUUCGUGGUUGUCAUUUAGGUGUUUUCCCCUCCUAUUAUGAACCCUGGGGAUAUACACCUGCUGAAUGUACAGUCAUGGGUGUACCUUCUAUUACAACCAAUCUAUCUGGAUUUGGAUGUUUCAUGGAUGAGAAUAUCGAGAAUUGUGAGGAUUAUGGUAUUUAUAUCGUAGAUCGUAGAAUGAAAUCCAUAGAAGAAUCUAUUCAACAAUUAUGUGAGCAAAUGUUUAGGUUUUGUCAAAAGACACGUCGUCAACGUAUAAAUCAACGUAAUCGUACAGAAAGGUUAUCAGAUCUAUUAGACUGGAAGCGAAUGGGAUUAGAAUACAUUAAAGCGCGUCAGUUAGCCUUGCGUCGUGUUUAUCCUGAAUCCUUUAUAGAUGAUGAUGAUAUUCAUACUUUAGAUUUGUUAAAUUCGACUUCUCUUAUUAAAAAGAUUCCAAAGCCUCUUUCUGCUCCAGCAAGCCCACGUAUUCGUAAUUUAAUGAAUGGUUAUUUUAAAAAUGAAGAUGAGGAAGAAGAGGAAGAAGAGGACAGAUACAUAUCGAUGGUACCAAAGAAGGAAUUUCCUGCUCUUCAUAAACGUGGUGAGAAUACAGCAUCUCAUGAAGAAGAAUUAUUAAGAGAAGGUGAUAUUAUGACGUUAAAUAAGCUUACAUUGGAAGGAAAACAGCAAAUACAUCAUCAAUAA